ACUAUCUUCAGGACCCUGUAUGCCAAUCCAUGCUUCAAGAACAAUUGAGAGGGACAUGGGUGUUGAACGUACAACACAUCGAACUACAUAUGGCUCACGGGGCAGUACAAAUGCCGUACACACCCUGAAUCACUGUGCUCUAGCGGACAAUAUCACACGUGACACUUCAGACUGGUGCAGUGGGAGAAGGAGAGCUGAAAAAGUUAAUGAAGACUUCUAUGCCAAACGACGACACCUAGCAGAACUGGCUGCUAAAGGAAGCCUUCCAUUGCACCCUAUGCGCCCACAGCGCCAUGAAGAUGGACCAUACAGUCUUGAUCGAAAUAGCUCAAAAAUAAAUGGAGAAAAGUCCAGAAUAGCCAAAAUGCAUUCACAACCACAAGUCUACAACAUAACGUACAGAACCUGGGACCCCACUGACCAGUCAUUAAGAAGGCAGGUGGACACAAACAGGAAGCAUGGCACACUGGAACCACCAGUGAGUGACCGCUUUGGGGCACGCAGCCAGCACUAUCUGCCCCCACAUCCCUAUUUUGUGACAAACAGCAAAACAGAGGUCACAGUCUAAGAUGUGUUACUCCUUGCAGGAGGGAAAAAUAAAAACAAAUUUCUUUUUUUCUUUUUACUUUUUUGUUCUUUCUUACUGGUGACAUGUCAAAUGUCAAGUGCAGUAGACGGGUAAAGGACCUUCCAGAAAGGGUUGACUCUACUAAUUCAGCAAUACACUGAAGGCUUGUUUGGAAACUUCAUUUCUGCUCCAAAACUUAAAAUCUUGAUUUUAUACUUGGACCGGAGUAACUGCGACAAGAAGCAGCACAAAUGAGAGACACCUACUUUAGCUGAUGACCCGUAUUUGUCUAACCUGAGGAACUAAACAGUAAUAAGCUUAUUUUUUGUCCUCAUUUUUGUAUUAUGUACACACUGGUAAAAAGCCAGGUAACAAAACUCCCUGAUAUAGGCUUCACUGAAAUUUGCUUGUAUCAUUCUAGGUGAAAAAUUUACAAAAAUAGGAUGCUUCCAUGUAAAAUUUAAUAUGUUAAUAAAGACUGUUAAGAUCUGGAAGGGAAAAACAUCUGAUAGAAGGCGACUUGUAGAACAAACCACUAACAAUAGGAGGAAGUCAAGAAAAGCUCUAUUUCAAGAUCUCUUACAAAAUACAAAUGAGUUUUGCUGUAUCAGGAAAAUAGGUGGACACGUGUUAGUACAUAAGUAUCCCUUUAUCAACCAUAAUUGAAAACUGCAUAUAUCAAGAGUUUCAUGAAAUUAGAUGUUUCUUCUGUAUACUUGCUUUUUCAGAUAAUGCAUUAUGUGGGCUGUGCCUUUUAUGUAUUACUGGUGUUUCAGGAAAGUCUUGUUGUCUACAUAGAAACAUUCUCAUUUAGAUAAUUUUCUUUUACUUCAUCCACUGUAUUAUAAACUUUUUUUGUGUUAUUAUUCAUCAUUUUACAUUAGUGUACACCUGCACUUUCUCAAGGAAUACUGUUGUCCAGUUUGGUUUCUAUAUGCAUCCAGAGCUAGCUGAGGGAAAUGCCAGUGGUAAACAAACUGCGAGCUGGUUCGUAACCUUGAAAAAAGUCUUCAAAGGGCAUGUCACUAAACAAUAAAUUCCACUCUGGAUAAACUCUGUGAGUUAGCAAUCGUGCAUAGUAUCAAUUUCAAAUACAUUUAAAUAGCACACAUUAGACAUUCAAAGUCAUUUUAAAGUUACAUUACAGUCAAAGACAUUCCUCACUUCCAGCUAUUAGGAUGUCAGCAGCUAAAGCAAUAAUUACAUUUUCACUGAGGCAGUAAUGUACCUUCAGCUUUUAUUUUAAGCUAGGUGAGAGAGAGCGAGACAGUGUGUCAGUUAACAAAGAUGCAAGUACAAGCCUCAUUUGAGUACCUACAAUAGUCUGACCUACCUUCACAAAAAUAGCAUGUUACUGCCCUGUGUGAUAAAAACACCCUCUGAUUUUGUUAUCAGUAUUUAAGUUAUAUGUAUGGUGUUUGAAUUGCUUUUUUGGGCAUGAAAGACCAUCACAUAUUUUUUUCAGAAUCUCACCUUUUUAUAAUUUAAAAUCACAAGAUAAUUAAAUAUAAGAGGAACUGAGAAAGAGUACUGCUUUGAGGCUUUUCUUUUGUACAGUAUUUUAAUAUUUUUACAUCUGCAAUGUCAGCUUCCAUAGCACUUACAGCUGCUGCAUGUACUCGAGUUAGUAUAAUAUUGUUUUAUUACUUUCUGUCUUCAGUAACUCACAUGGUAGAUGUGCACAUUCACAAAAUUAGACACAGUUGUAGGUUAUCAGAGCUGACAUAGUAAAAUGCAUGGGAGUUAGUUGCAUAACUUUGUUGAUGAAAACAGAAGUCAUGCGACUAAUGAGAGAGCUAAAAAACAAAGACACAGAGACCCAUGUUUCUGUCUGUAGUAAGUGGCUAUGCAAAGAUGCUCUCUGUACUCCAAAAGGGAUAGGACGUAUGUUCAUACUACAUUCUUUUAAAAUUUUCAGUUUUUUCAGAGCCGCUAUUACCAUGCUAAGCAUCUAAAAGCUCCAUGUACUACUGAAAUGUUUGCCGCUGCUAAAAUCAGUAGAACUAGUUGUCACAUUGAAAUGAAAGCUAUACCAGCAUUUAAGAAUUGGCAGAUUAUCCUGGUCUGCUUAACCCCACUGUCCAAGACAAAAGGGAUCUUCCUUAACCAAGAGAUUUUUUCUAAGCCUUAUUAGUAACUGCCUUGUGUGUACCCCAUACAUUUCUUUAUUUUUCACAGUAUUCAAUCCACUGCCUCCAUAGGAUGGUUGUUAUAAAGUAUGUAAUAUUUGCAUAAUCCUUUUUUUUUUUAAGUGUGUUGCCCCACUUCCAAAUUGUGUUUCUUUCCUUGAGGUAUGUUAAUAUUUUUGUUUUGCCACUAUUUUACUGAACAUGACCUCCGGAUCAGACCCGGUCCCCCUCCAGAUUUUUUCUUCUUUUUAUCUCUGUAACUGCACAGAGUAUUUGACUUGGAUUCUUACUGAAAGACAGCACGUUCUGGUUUUCUCUUCCUUUGAAACCUGAUUUAUAAGGAAGCCUCCACAUUGCAUCAUAACAUUGCAUGCCUAGUUUUUAACUAGACAAGGCCUCUUUUAAUGAUUGUUAUACUGGCCAGAAUGUGUGGUUGUCUUCUCUUUUUAACCCAGAUGUCUAAUUUUCAUUGUUAAUGAGCCAGAUUCCAAAAGUGACCACUUACAGUGAGAGCAGGUCUUUUUUGGAUCUAGCCCACAAUUUGUUAUACUUUGCAAUCCUUACUUUGUACAACCUUUUGUGCAUCUGUUCAUCUGUGAUUUUUUUUUUUCUUUUUUAUACAGAAAAGACAUAUUCUUUCAUGAAGUUGUGUAGUUAUUUCUUAUGAAGAUACUAAAGGGACUGCAUUUAACACUGGGAUUCUUCAGUAAAAACUUGUCUUUCUUUCAGGCAGACUCCAGUUAUUUUUAUGCUGUAUUGGGUGAUGGAUGUUUUAUUAAGACUACCAGCCAAGCAUGCAUUCAAGGGCUGGGUAAUAUCUUUAGUGACCUUUUCUGGAGUGCAAGGUCCAAUAUACCAAGAUAAUCUCUGAAUAGUCCUUAUCUAUAUCCCCUUACAAUCUCUUCUCGAGCUGUUUUGCAACAUUGUAUUCUGAACAACUCCACUCAUGAAAAAAGGCUUGUUCUCUUCUUUAAAGUCCCCUUGACUCACACUAGAUUCUUCAUUAAUUCAAAUGACAUACCAUCAAUAAUACAGUUUCUUCUUCUGCAUAACUUCUGUUAACACAGUCACCAUAUGCCUUCUGGGAACUCAAACAGUCUGUUUAAUUGGAUAAUGAAAUAUGUUUAUGUUUCUGAAUCCAUAAUUAAAUAAAAAGAAAAUGAACACAGUUAACUGGAUGUAAUCCAAUACAUUUUCUUGACUACUUUAAUAAAAUGCUGUCAGAAAUCUGGUGCUGUCGCCCUGGAACAGUUGUUCAGAAACACCUUAUAUAAAGUACCACUCCUAUAUUCAGUUCUAUACAUUUCAUGUAACUUGUUGAUCUCUUAUGUGUUCUUGAGGAACUACUUCUAAAUUAUUUACGGCCCCUAGAACCAAAGAGAAGAGCUUUAAAAUUAGCUGUGAAUCGGCCAUGACUUCUACCUCUUUAAGCAUUUUAGUCUUAAUUAAUUUUUCUAACUUUAUUAUAAAAUUAACCAUGCCUUUUUCUCUGUAAACAAUUUUUAACCUUAGAAAUGGGGAAUAAACAUGGAGCCUGUAUGAAAAAAAACUGCCAGUUUAAACCUAUCAGCCUACCUUCACCCCAAGAAACACUAAAAUGUGAAGCAAAAACAUUACUGUUAAAUUUGUGCCUACUAUCCCGUAUGUAUCCUGGAAUGUGUAGGUAUCCCCUAUAUAACACAUAAGGGGUACACAAGGAUAGAAGAGCACACGCAUGACUAGUGAAGAGGUGCUAUCCAAAGUCUUAAUUAUGUCAAAGGAUUUUCCAUUCAGGACCACUUUAUAGUUGAGAUUAUAACGGAUGAAGCAGAGCUACUGCUGUGGAGAAAAUUCCACCCCCCCCCCCAUAUUAAUUCUUUGAUACUUUUAAUUUGGUACUGAAUUGAUGAUCAAAUGGAGACUUGGUAUUAUAAAAAUCAGCACUAAAGCUUUUUUAAGUUUACCUCACUAAAGCUGCCAUCAAAGGUCGGUAUUGACCAAUAUGUAUGGAGUACAGACGUCACAUGAUUAAUAUGUGUUAUAUUGUCUGGGACAAAGUACAGGUUUUCCUCUUGAAACAGACAACUAUCAUUCCUGUGACUAUUUCUGAUAAGUCACAUCAUUGGCAUUUAUAGUUUUUCUAUAAACCUCCUCUACUACUGUAUCAAUAAAAGCCCUUUAUUGAACUGUGGAUUUAAUAUCUGUCAGUACAUUUUGAAAUGUCCCCCUCAAGUUCAUGAGCCACUUGAUUUUGAUAAUCUCUCUAAAUGGGAUUACCCCAAUUACAUGAGCUGGUUCAGUUUUUAAAACAUGCAGGAACAUGUUACAUUAGGUUUCCUUCCUGAGCAUUAUUCAGCAGAACCCAUCAGCAUUAUUUUUCAGUAAGACAACCAAAUACCAUACUAUGGAAGAAGCUGUUUGGUACAUACAGUUCAGGACUGUCACUUCCAAAUAUGAAAUAAACUUGAAAUUAUUUCUCUAAAGCCAGAAAAAUAAAUGAAAAUCUACUAGUUUUUGAUGCAGAAAAAAAGAGAAUUCCAGUAAACCGAUUAGCAUGCAUCUAUUCAAACCCCCCUUUUCCCAAUUUUGCCCAUGAUGUUGGGGUGUCACUUUUUUCAUAUGUGACAAUCAUCUCUUGCUAAUGUUUACAUUGCUGAUGGCUAGCCUUACUGUACUUUUUCUGUCAUACCACACAUGCAUUCAUACAGACAUUCACACCUUCAGCCACUGUACAGUUCCCCUACUGCAUGUCUUUAAAAUGUGGGAGGAAACCAGAGCACCUGGAGAAAAUCCAAGCAAAUGCAGGGAAAACAUGCAGACUCUACACAGAAAGCACCCCAGCUGAGAAUUAAACCAGAGAGUCUCUUGCUGUGAGGUGACAAUGCUACCUACCUUGCCUCUGUGUCCAUUAGCAGAUCAGCAAAUUACAGUUACACUUGUAUCUGUACACUUUACUAGCAAAUAAUAUUUGCUAUCAAAUUCAAAAUAUUUACUUUGCAGAUAGAAUGUCAUCAGAAACUGGUAUCACCGGCAUUUAGUCCUUUUGGACAGAAAGAAAAAGCCACCUGUAAUCCUGCGUCACGUCCACCUGAUGUGUUUAAUGCUGCAAUAUCUGCUACUGCAGUCCUCUAUUAUGGCACCCAUUCAAAACCUCCUAGCCUUUCAAUAGGGUGAAAUGGAGUCUCACACCAUCUACAUGUCCUACCUGUACAGACUCAGAGCCCUGAUGCUGUAUGUGGUAUUCAACAGACUGCUAACAGGUGACCUGUGUCUGGCAUAGAAGACAUCCUCUGAACCAUUGCUGAUGGGUUUACUGCACACCAGUUAGCAUCAGAAAUACUUGGUUGAGGAAUCUCAAACUCUUCUUCAACAUCAGCAGAAUGGUUUGGAGAGAUAUGCAUAUCUCACUGAGGAUACCGCUACUGUGGAACAUUCUCACCAUCUACAUAAAAUAAAGUUCAUCCCUGUCCAUAUUCAAGCUCAACUUAGAUCUAUGGAUGGGAAGCAGAGACUUUACCACAAAGAUACCCCCUGUACAACUAAUGGACAGAUGCAGCUCCUAAAUGCUUUAUGCAUAUGAUUCCAGGUAUUCUCGUUGGGCUAAUGUAUAACUAUCAACCAUGGGAUGGUUAAGACAAAUCUUUAAAAAUAAUGGUAUAUGUUAUUUUGUGCACAAAAAGGGAAUUGUCUUAGGCUUAAAAUGCUCGGCAAGGGCAGCUAGCUUAAUACUUACCCAUGAAGCUAUAAACAAUUAAGAUGCAAAUGUGCUUAUUUACCCUUUCUAAAAAAAUCCAAACAAACUCUGUACAUGUCUCAUAACAUGACAUUAAGGGGGUAUGGAUUUAUGUAGCUUAAGAAUUGUAUGCAAAACAAAGGGUCCAUCCUGGGGACUCAGAAGAAACCUACCACUGUUAGAAAGAGCUGCAACCAAAAGGGACUGUUUCCAUGACUGCAGAAAAUACAAUUUAGAGACAUUGUUAGCCACAAUGAGAAAAUACCUCAUUAUCAGCUAAUUUUCAUGUUUCUAAAAUGCUAUUAAUUACCACAAUUGCAAAUCAACAUUUUCCAACAGUAGUCACCACUGGUGGCCCAUGCAUCACAUUGGCACAGGCAACCCCAUUCACACUCCGCACACAUACACUCACACACACACACACACACACACACACACACACACACACACACACACACACACACACACACACACACACACACAACAAUAUGCCCCUUUACCAAUCCAUGUGUUGAGAGAAUGCCUCUGAUGUCUCUCUUGAUUUAUGUCUCUUCUCUCAUAAACUGGGAAUCCUAACACUCAGUCAAUAAUGACAAACAAU
Protopterus annectens (West African lungfish) is the source of this 7010-nucleotide messenger RNA. Its product is annotated as protein shisa-9-like. The transcript is spliced from 3 exons. Gene Ontology annotation, biological process: regulation of AMPA receptor activity; regulation of short-term neuronal synaptic plasticity. The record is from RefSeq and is a predicted model, not a curated record. The coding region runs from base 20 to 568 and encodes 182 amino acids. Gene Ontology annotation, cellular component: postsynaptic membrane; AMPA glutamate receptor complex; postsynaptic density. Lineage: Eukaryota; Metazoa; Chordata; Ceratodontiformes; Protopteridae.